CUCCACCCUCGGGUCCCGACCCCGGCGGCUCCUCGUACGCCGGCCACACCAGGGACGAGUCUCAGCCACCUGCUCCGGAGCCAGGGAACCGGGGCGCCGUCCGCCCGCGCUUCGGUGCGAGCGCCGGGCCCCAUGGAGCCGCCGGCCGGCAACGCCAGCUGCGAGAACGGUUCCCUGAUCCGCCUGUACUGCUCCUCCCAGCAAGUUCUGUGUCAGAUCAUCGCUGACCUUGGCCCUGAGAUGCCCAGCAAUGUCACCUCUCACAGCUGGCAGGAGAGGUUCAGGCAGAGCUACAGCUUCUACGUCGGCCUGGGGCUGGCCUUCCUGUCCAGCUUCCUCAUCGGCAGCAGCGUCAUCCUCAAGAAGAAAGGCCUCCAGCGACUGGUGGCCUCGGGGGCCACGAGGGCAGUGGACGGAGGCUACGGCUACCUGAAGGACGCGAUGUGGUGGGCUGGAUUUCUCACCAUGGCUGCUGGAGAAGUCGCCAACUUCGGGGCCUACGCAUUUGCUCCUGCGACAGUCGUCACACCUCUGGGAGCGCUGAGUAUCCUCAUAAGUGCCAUCCUUUCCUCCCAUUUCCUGGGAGAGAGUCUGAACCUGCUGGGAAAGCUGGGCUGUGUGAUCUGUGUGGCCGGCAGCACCGUGAUGGUGAUACACGCCCCCGAGGAAGGGAAGAUCACCACCGUCAUGGAGAUGGCUGCCAAGAUGAAAGACACAGGGUACAUCGUGUUUGCCGUGCUUCUGCUGGUGUUCUGCCUCAUCCUCAUCUUCGUCAUCGCCCCACGCUACGGACAGAGGAACAUCCUCAUUUACAUCAUCAUCUGCUCUGUGAUCGGAGCCUUCUCUGUGUCCGCCGUCAAGGGCCUGGGCAUCACCAUUAAAAACUUCUUCCAGGGGAUGCCCGUUGUGCGGCACCCUCUCCCCUACAUCCUGUCCCUCAUCCUGGCACUUUCGCUCAGCACUCAGGUUAAUUUCCUCAACAGGGCGCUGGACAUUUUUAACACCUCCCUGGUGUUCCCCAUCUACUACGUGUUCUUCACCACAAUGGUGGUUGCCUCCUCCGUUGUCCUCUUCAAGGAGUGGUACAGUAUGUCUGCCGUGGACAUUGUGGGCACCCUCUCUGGCUUUGUCACCAUCAUCCUGGGUGUGUUCAUGCUUCAUGCUUUCAAAGACCUGGACAUCAGCCAGACCAGCCUGCCACACAUGCACAAAAAUCCCACCCCACCCCCAGCCCCAGAGCCCAGCGUCACUAGACGCGAAGACAAGAAUGUCCUCGUGGACAGUAUAGAACUCUGCAGCACCCCAUCACCAGAAGAGAAGCCCAGAGUAUUUACAAUCCAUUCGUAAAGCUUGGAAUACAUAAGUGAGCGGAGGAGCCCUAUGGUACUGUCAAUUCAGAGCUACCUGGUUAUUCUCAGCACAGCUCUUACCAGUGGGCUCUCUUUUCUUGAGACAUUCAUUUAUACCUCAUCACUGUUUCUAGGAGAAAAAUCCCUACCCAGUGAACGGUGGUGGCAAAACUUCCUGGAAACACAGCCUCAGUGACCAAAUGCCCGACUUGACGUUGGUGCCAGCAGGUCCCCUGGGCCACCUUCACACUUGUUUCCUUGGUGCCAUCUCUAUGUCGUUGGGAAGAAGACAGAAUUUGACCUGUUGAAUGUAGCAGCACAAGCCAAGAACCUCCCUGAAAUGUUGGUCAUCAGGAAACCCUUAGCACUAGUUCUCCUCCUGAGACUGACUCACAGUUCCUGAGCCCAAGGAUGGUGUGCAGCUGGCACCCAGAGACCAUGCCUCCCGCCCAGAACUAAAAGACACCACUACUGUCAAACGUCUGGAUGCUUUGGCCACCUCAUCUUCAGAGACAGAGCAAGACCUCAGCUGACCUCCUCACUGUGAAAGCGACCUGACGUCUCAGGGAAACACUUCCACCAGCCCCGUCCCCGAGCGCGCCAGCCUGCAGGUCAGCAUCUGUUUCCACCCGCUCCGCCCCAUCCCUGCUCCUCCCCUCUCUACAUACAUCCUAAGGGGUCCGUCACUGAGAUAUCCAGGCAGUUAUCUUAGAACUCAAAACAAUAACCACAUCAGGUGCUUCACAGCCCAGCUCUGCUGGCCAUGCCCAGGAUUUUGUGCCACCUCACUCUCAAACAGGAACAGCAAUUGCGUCGCUCUUCAAGGUAGCCUGGCUGUGGAGCACAGCGCACUUUCCUUUUCCUCGAGGAGUAAACCAAAACAUGAUUUGGGGAGAUGGGGAGAAGAGGGAGGAGCAAAGUCAGGGUUGGGCAGAAAGCAGCUGCAGGCUCUCUGGAAACCAGGGGCUAACUUUUGUGUUUCUCUGGUGCCCAGCCGGGAACCCAGGCGGAAAGAGCUCUGGGUAACCCCUGGGCUGCAGCCCCAAAGCCUCGGCCAGGAGGGUCAGCUUUGAACAUUGGUGACCAGGUAGGGGUGUAAGCUGGACACGGGGUGCAUUCUGGCUGUUGACCAGAUUGCAACCAAGUCCCCGACUCCACUGAUGAGCCGCCCGCACUGGGAAGCCGUGUGUCACGACUGCUCCAACACCACCUGCUUUGGGAACUGCAUUUAGUCCCCUCACAUUUGGCCAGGAACAGUCAAAGAAACAAGAGCAGCUGGAGAGAGAAUUAGUAUCCCGUCCCUUCCUGUCCUCUUUCCAGCGGUGAAGACGUGAGUUGGUGCAAGGACCAAUGGCAGGGACGUAAGGGAACCAAUCUAUCUAUAAAGACGACCUGACCCUCCGCCCCCGAGUUGGUGCAGAGCCUCCCGUGUGUAACUCCACACCUUCGCCCUGGGUUUACAUCCCAUGCCCGAAACUUAGCCAAGCCUGGGCCAAACUCUUGUUCGCCUUGGAGCUCCAAUGUGCUGGUCCAGCUCACCAACAGACUGGCUUCCUGCACCUCCAGCCUCAAAGCCCCAGUUUUUAAUGAAUGUGGAUUUCUCUCUGUAACCAAAAUCAAUGCAACACAUUGGAUCUUGAGAAUGGCCAUAAUCUGAGGGCCCUCAGCGUGUGGUCUGCAGGGUCAGGAAUAAAGACCUCUGAGUGUGUUUCCCUGAUACUUGCAACUUGACCUUCCUUGGACACAGAACAAUUAAACUGGUUCCUCGGUGGGGGGCAGUCCUCGAUCUCUGGAGACCUCUGGCUGCCAAGAAAGUCCCUCUAGUGCCUUCCACAGCCACGCCCCUGCUAGAGAGAGGAAGGCUGUUUCGGGAAUAGAGUCAAAGACACCCAGCCCUUGUUCAUGCCUGAGCCCUCGCGAGAAGCCAAGCACAGUGCUAAGAGCGUCAUGUGACUCCUUAAAGCCCUCACAAAUCCUCAAGGUAGAUCUAUAUCAUUCAUGCCUUAAGUGACCCCUAGACCUAGUUACACUAGACCAACCUGUGUCCCGGUGCAAAGACAGACAACGCCCUCAACCUGUCAUGGGAAACCCCAGGGCUGUCCUUUGGCUCCAGCUCUUCCAUGGUGGCCUGACAGGCUGGCCUGACGGUCUUUGUGGGAACUCAUCUCGGGAGUCCUCACUGAUGGAUCCUAUCCAGGCCGACCAGCGCAACAUUGAAAAAAAGGAAAAAAGAGUUACCGAACCAGACAUUUCAAAUGACAAUUUAUUUUAAUUAAAUACAAACAAGGAAAAAAGGCA
Molecule: messenger RNA, 3647 nt
Organism: Camelus dromedarius (Arabian camel)
Lineage: Eukaryota; Metazoa; Chordata; Mammalia; Artiodactyla; Camelidae
Gene: NIPAL4
Product: NIPA like domain containing 4
Exons: 6
Coding region: 133-1347 (404 amino acids)
Biological process (GO): magnesium ion transport
Cellular component (GO): membrane
Molecular function (GO): magnesium ion transmembrane transporter activity
Source: RefSeq, a predicted model, not a curated record